GAGUCGUACUUACCAGCCUUGACCAUUUUGAAUGAUUUCUGUUUUUUCUUUUCUGGGUUGAAUAGGUUUGUUGUAGAGUGAGGUUGUUGCUCAAUCGACAGUUGUUGGGGAGAAGAACGAUGAAGGUUUAUGGUGCAAAGAGGGGAAGAAGGCGGAAGUACCUUAUGGAGCCUUUGGAGGGACCACCAGCCCCAGGUGGAAAGACAAAGAAAGAGGCACACGCCCGCCAGGAUAGGACAGGACAGGAUGCAAAGGCCGGCAUGGCACAAGAUUGCACAAACUCUGGGCCGAAGACGGGGGCACAAUUCGGAGAUCCGAGUACCAGAAGCUCGCCGCCUCGCCUCGCUCUCUUACUCGCCCAGCAUCCUUCCUUGCCCACUGAUCCUCUCCCUCCCCUCUUCUCCGUGCCGUCUCGGCUGGGUGCCAGCUUAUGCUUGGAUGGUGGGGAAUGGAUGGCCUCUGCCCCGCUCGCAGUAUCUCAUUGUCGUCAUCUUGACUGAAGUGGGCUCAGGAUGAGCUUUUGAGCGCAGCUGGUUGGCUUGUUGUUCCCGUGGCAUUUGGAGCGCUUACAAAUGGCUGAUGCAACACGACAGGAACAGCAGGUAGAGAGGUUUGCCAGUUGCCUUAUUGCUGCUUCGACUCCGUGUUGUCAGAACGUGAAGCAUCAUCCAUUCGCACCAGUGUGAGGAGCCGAUGGUCGGCCGGCCAGCCUGAGCACACGCACAGGGGAC
This is a messenger RNA of Colletotrichum navitas, 731 nucleotides long. RefSeq lists its product as uncharacterized. Bases 120 to 500 code for a protein of 126 amino acids. Lineage: Eukaryota; Fungi; Ascomycota; Sordariomycetes; Glomerellales; Glomerellaceae. The record is from RefSeq and is a predicted model, not a curated record. The transcript has a single exon.